CAACAGCUAUCUUUUGUUAUUAAUUUACCGUGCACCGACGUGCACAUUUGAAAACACGAGGUGAAGUUUAAUACUAAACUAAGUCAAAAUGCCUAAAAAAGCAAAAGUUGGAAAACAGCGAAAGGAUAAAUUCUACAAGUUAGCUAAAGAAACUGGUUAUAGAUCAAGAGCCUCAUUCAAGUUGCUUCAACUAAAUAGAAAAUUUGAGUUCUUACCAAAAUCUCGAGUUUUAAUAGAUUUAUGUGCUGCACCAGGAGGAUGGCUUCAAGUUGCGCAGCAAGCCAUGCCUGUUUCCAGUGUUAUCAUUGGAGUGGAUUUGGUUCCUAUCAAGACAAUACCAAAUGUUAUCACUUUACAAGAAGAUAUCACAACAGACAAAUGUCGACAGUCACUAAAAAGACAAUUGAAAACCUGGAAAGCAGACGUAGUGCUUCAUGAUGGAGCUCCUAAUGUUGGUAAAAAUUGGAUACAGGAUGCUUUUACACAGAAUGGUUUGACUCUUAGUGCACUGAAAUUAGCCACAGAAAUGCUUGUGAAGGGUGGAUGGUUUGUUACUAAAGUAUUCCGUUCAAAAGAUUACUUGUCACUCGUAUGGAUAUUUAAAAAAUUAUUUAAACAUGUGCAUGUUACUAAACCUCAAGCUUCUCGAAACGAAUCAGCUGAGAUAUUUGUUGUGUGUCAAGGAUUUCUUGCACCUGAGCGCUUAGAUCCCCGAUUUUUAGAUCCUGGUUAUUUGUUUAAAGAUGUUCAAUCUAAAGAAGAAACAAAGUCAAAACUUCUUGAGCUUACUAAUAAAAAGCCAAAAGCUGAAGGUUAUGAAGAUGAUGCACCCAUGUAUAGAACUCUUAAUGCAACUGAUUUCAUAUUUUGUGAAAACCAUUUAGAGAGACUUAGCAAAUGCAAUGAGGUUGUGUUUGAUGAUGAAGAUAUUAAAAACCAUAAGCUAACAACUGAAGAAAUUAAACAAUGUUGUAAGGAUAUUAAAGUUUUAGGAAAAGCAGAUUUAAAAAUGCUUUUGAACUGGAGGAAGCAGUUGCGAACUAUUCUUGAAGAGGCUGCAAAGAAAGAAGAAAAGACCUUGGCUGUUGAAAAAGUUGCUCCUGAUGAAGAGGAAGAACUGGAUGGUGUUAUGAAAGAAGUUGAAGAAUUAGAAUUAUCCAAAUUGCAAGAAGCAAAGAGGAAAAAGAAGAAAAUUUUGAAAGAACGUAAAAAGUUGCAUGAAAGAUUGAAUUUGAAAAUGAUCAUAAAAGAUGAUGAACCAAUCAUUGAUGAAGACAGAGAGCUGUUUAAACUUUCACAAAUCAAAAAUAAAAAUGCUCUUUUGCAAGUAGAAGAUGAAACCAACUUAGAAUUUGGUUUGGAAGCUCCUCAACCUGCUGAUGAGGAUAUUUUACAACCUGGUUAUAAGAGUACAUUUAUAAGUUAUAAUCGUGAUGUUCGAGAUGAUUCACGAGUUGAAGCAGAACCUGAAAAAGAAGAAAGUGAAUAUUCUAGUGAUGAGGGUUUAAGUAGUGAACUGGAAUUUGAAAGUGAGUCUGAGCAAGAAGAUGAUAAAGAAGUUACUGAAACUAUUCUUGAAGGAAAAAAGAACCCAUUGAUGGUUGAUUUAGUGGAAAGACCUGAUAGAGUUAAAGAUACUGUAGAUAGAUGGUUUGAUAAGGCUGAUUUCGCUAGUGAAAAUGAUGAUAGUGAUUUAGAAUUAGAUUUACUGGCUGAAGAAUUUGAGAAGAAACAAAAAGCGAAGAAAGAUGAAAUGGACAAAGAGCCCAUCAGUGAAGAACAAAAAGAUGAUUCUACGAGUCAAUCAGCAAAAGAAACUAAUACAGAUAAGAAAGAGAAGAAAAGAAAAAGGGUGAAACUGGACCCAGAAGGCUUAGCAUUAGGAUCUCUCAUUGUUCAGUCAAAGAAAAUGAAGAGGGAUAUUAUUGAAAGUGGUUACAAUAGAUAUGCAUCCAAUGAUGAAAAGCUUCCUGACUGGUUUGUACGAGAUGAAAAGAAACACUACAGAAAGCAGCUUCCCGUUUCUGCUGAAUUGGUAGCUGAAUACAAACAAAGGUUAAAAGAAAUUAAUGCAAGACCAAUUAAAAAAAUUGUUGAAGCUAAGGCAAGAAAGAAGAGAAGAUCUAUAAGACGCAUGGAAAAGGCAAAGAAACGUGCAGAGAAAGUUACAGACCAUCCAGACAUGUCUUUAUCUGAAAAAGCUGAUCAACUGAAAGAGAUAUACAAAAGGGCUGUCCCUAAACAAGAUCAUAAAGUGACAUAUGUUGUGGCUAAAAAAGGUGCUGGGAGAAGAGUGUCGCGCCCUGCUGGGGUAAAAGGACGCUUCAAAGUUGUUGAUCCACGUAUGAAGAAAGAUACAAGAAAAGAGAAAAUUGCAAUGAAAAAAGAAAAGAAAAAUAAAAAGUCUUUUAAACGAAAUUCUAAAAGUAAAGCUCAGAAAAAAAGAUGAUUACAUGUACAUAUUUAAAUAAAUAGUUUUUGUUAUUAA
Molecule: messenger RNA, 2488 nt
Organism: Argiope bruennichi
Lineage: Eukaryota; Metazoa; Arthropoda; Arachnida; Araneae; Araneidae
Product: pre-rRNA 2'-O-ribose RNA methyltransferase FTSJ3-like
Exons: 18
Coding region: 89-2449 (786 amino acids)
Biological process (GO): maturation of LSU-rRNA from tricistronic rRNA transcript (SSU-rRNA, 5.8S rRNA, LSU-rRNA); maturation of 5.8S rRNA from tricistronic rRNA transcript (SSU-rRNA, 5.8S rRNA, LSU-rRNA); rRNA methylation
Cellular component (GO): nucleus; preribosome, large subunit precursor; nucleolus
Molecular function (GO): rRNA (uridine-2'-O-ribose)-methyltransferase activity; rRNA (guanine) methyltransferase activity
Source: RefSeq, a predicted model, not a curated record